Messenger RNA from Spea bombifrons (plains spadefoot toad), 1088 nucleotides. RefSeq names its product cell division cycle-associated protein 7-like. The record is from RefSeq and is a predicted model, not a curated record. Bases 1 to 990 code for a protein of 329 amino acids. Lineage: Eukaryota; Metazoa; Chordata; Amphibia; Anura; Pelobatidae. The transcript has 8 exons. Gene Ontology annotation, cellular component: nucleus. Gene Ontology annotation, biological process: regulation of DNA-templated transcription.
AUGCCUGCUACUGCGAAGAAACAGCCUGAGAAGGCAGCAAUGUCACAAAAAGGCAGUAGGUUCUCCCUCCGAGUGGCUCUGAAACGAAUGCCCUUAUCGUCUGAGAGCAGUGAGGAGUCGGCAGAAGAGAAUGACCGCGGUUCGUCUCCAGAAGCUAUUGUCCAACCACCGGCCAAAAAGAGUGAUUCUGACUCUGACAAUGAGCAGCCAGAUGACUUCUUACAGAGGAGGGCCAAAAAUAUCAGUGAUAAUAAAGCCAUGCUUGCCAAACUUAUGGCUGACUUGGAGAAACUCCCUGGAAACCUCCUGUCUGAUUCCGGGGAGCAGAGUGGCAGUGGGCAGAAGUCCAGGAGGCCCAAUCGGAACUCUCUGGCUCCUCAACAACAGAGGAGAAACCUGGAGCGUUCUGCCCGGCGAAUGACUCGUUCUAUGGGAGGGGUGCAGCCUCCAUCUCCUGAGAAAGAUAGGAGAGACCAGCUGUUGAACAGACUACACAAUGAUCUGCUGGCUGAGGAAGAAGACGCUCCGAGGAGACGCCGGCCGCCUCGUCCCAGUGCUCUGACCAUUCCCCAUGUAGUGCGGCCCGUGGAAGAAAUAACUGAGGAUGAUCUGAAAAGUGUUGCAGACACCGUGAAGGAAAAAGUAUACAACAGUGUACAUGGUUCCACUUGCCAUCAGUGCCGCCAGAAGACCAUAGACACAAAAUCAAACUGCCGCAAUGUGGACUGUCAAGGUAUACGAGGACAGUUCUGUGGGCCCUGUCUGAGGAACAGAUACGGAGAAGAUGUCAAAAAAGUUCUUCUGGAUCCUGACUGGCACUGCCCCCCAUGCAGAGGAAUAUGUAACUGCAGCUUCUGUCGACAGAGGGAUGGCAGGAGUGCUACUGGGAUUCUCUUCCCUCUGGCACGUUACCAUGGUUACAGUGAUGUUCAUUCCUACCUGAAUAGCCUGAGAAACUCUACAAAGGAAGAUGAGGACAUUGAUGCUUAAGACUUUGUCUUGUUCUAUAAAUGACCUGCACUAGCUGGUUUUCUGUUACUGUUUUUAUUUGUGAUGUUUAAAAGUUGAAUAAAAUAUUUCCUGCAAAA